Eucalyptus grandis is the source of this 690-nucleotide messenger RNA. RefSeq names its product bifunctional protein FolD 1, mitochondrial-like. NCBI's taxonomy places the organism in Eukaryota, Viridiplantae, Streptophyta, Magnoliopsida, Myrtales, Myrtaceae. Gene Ontology annotation, molecular function: methenyltetrahydrofolate cyclohydrolase activity; methylenetetrahydrofolate dehydrogenase (NADP+) activity. The transcript is spliced from 3 exons. Gene Ontology annotation, biological process: tetrahydrofolate interconversion. Bases 10 to 690 code for a protein of 226 amino acids. Gene Ontology annotation, cellular component: cytosol. The record is from RefSeq and is a predicted model, not a curated record.
GACGUUUGGAUGGUGCCCUGCCCCAACUCCAGCGCCUUCCGUUCCCAGUCUUCAGCAAAUGGGCAAACUGCUAAUGUAAUAAAUGGGAAAUCUAUCGCAAGAGCUAUUAGAGCAGGAAUAGCCAAUGAAAUUUGCAGAAUGAAGGAAACCAUUGUAAAAUCCCCAGGAUUGGCUAUCGUGUUGGUUGGUGGAAGAAGGGAUUCACGAACUUUUAUUCGUGUCAAGUUAAAAGCUUGUGAAGAAGUUGGGAUAACGACCUAUGUAGAGGAGUUGCCUGAAGAAUGUACAGAAGAUGAAGUUCUGCACGUUGUUUCCAGAUUAAAUAAUAACCCAUCAGUUAAUGGUAUUAUUGUGCAGCUCCCUUUGCCACAACAUGUGGAUGAGGAGAGAAUCAUCAAUUUUGUGAGCCCAGAGAAAGACGUGGAUGGCUUCCAUCCCCUCAAUAUGGGAAACCUUGCCAUGAAAGGAAGGGAGCCACUUUUUAUUCCUUGUGCUCCUAAGAGUUGUAUUGAGUUGUUGUUGAGGUCUGGUGUGGAAAUCAUGGGAAAGAGAGCUGUGGUUGUUGGGAGAAGCAAGAUCGUUGGGUUACCCACUUCUUUGCUAUUGCACGUAAGCAUGCCUUUUUCUGCAUUUCUCUGGUUGUUUGAGGUGCUCUCCAUAUCAUCCUCUUCUAAUGUAUUCCUGUGGUAG